This is a messenger RNA of Betta splendens (Siamese fighting fish), 10657 nucleotides long. It is a transcript of the gene jmjd1cb, whose product is annotated as jumonji domain containing 1Cb. NCBI's taxonomy places the organism in Eukaryota, Metazoa, Chordata, Actinopteri, Anabantiformes, Osphronemidae. Gene Ontology annotation, cellular component: histone deacetylase complex; chromatin. The record is from RefSeq and is a predicted model, not a curated record. The coding region runs from base 1338 to 9527 and encodes 2729 amino acids. Gene Ontology annotation, molecular function: histone H3K9 demethylase activity; transcription coregulator activity; chromatin DNA binding. The transcript is spliced from 30 exons. Gene Ontology annotation, biological process: regulation of transcription by RNA polymerase II.
CAUUGGUGGGACAGAUGGACGACAGGAUAUUACUGCUAGUGUGUGUGUACAGUAGAGAGUGUAAAUCUGAUGGGUGGAUUAAUCCGCUGAUAAGGUCAAAGUUGACUCCUUAGACUUUUGUGUCUGAUGUGCUGAAUUGUCACAGGGUUCUGGUGCUUGGACUCCACCAGUGUUCUUUUGUUACAGUACAUUUAUCCACUAUUGGUGCAUUGUUCUGUAACAUUACGUUUUCUAGGAUUACAAAAUAAAAACAGUAAACCAGAGCUAAGUAUACUCUAACAUUGGCCCUUUAAAUUAGACUCCGCUUCAUCUUGUCUUGUAUUUAAACCCCAACACUCUAAACAGAAGGAAAACAUAUGGCGACCGUGACCAAUUAUAUCUCUGAAGAAUGUCACCUUGCUUGAAGUAUUGCAGUCUGUCGCAUCAUGUUGGAUUACGGCGCCUGUGAAGCAUAUGGUGAACACAGCCCUGUCAUCAAGCUCAUGGGCCAGGUGAAAGCCAGCUCCGGUUUCUGGUAUCCACUUCUGCUUUUUGCCAUUUCUGUCCAACCACUCGUGGAAACUUGACUUUCUGUGGUUCGGUUGCGUUUCAGUUUGUGCGUUCCUGCCUUUUCUUCUGCUGCCUAUUAAGAACAACAAAGCUCAGACAGUUCGGAGGCGUGCGCGGGUUUGGACAGAGGCGAUCUAGAGGCGGAGACGGGGAGAGCGAGCGAGUCGGACGGUGUGGUGAGUAACGAGGGAGCGAGACUGCGUCACAUAGAGAGAGAGAGACAGAGGGGAAGUGUGUCGGCCUGCCCUGCCUCCGUCCCUCCCUCUCUCCUUCCUAGCGUCAGCAGCAGUUAAAAUGUCGGCUGUGUAGCUCGUCCUCUCUGCUCUGCUUUCUCUCCUUCUGGCCAUCUGUCUUUCUCACCACAAGAGGAAACCUCUCUCACUCUCACUCACUCUCUCUCUAUCUCUCUCUCUCUCUCUCUCUCUCUCUCUCUACUGCGCCUUUUUUUACCCUCGUCAUCCUUUCUUUUCUUUCUUCCUGUCUGUCCCCUGCUUGUUGGAUCAAAGCUAGUUUUGUCAAGUGCUGCUUCUUCAGAGACAGUGCUGUUUGACGCUGUUUGGAGACUAGGACUUGAGGCGUUUAAGCCACUGGUGGGGAAGAGCCUGUUUUCAUCUGUUACAGCGGUGGAAUUCUUGUUAGACCGACAGCUGGACUUCCUGUCUGACCAUUCGUCCUACCAGCCAUACCAGGAUGAGGUGGACAGCCAGAAUCCAGUGUUGAGAGACAACCCACAGCUCCACGAGGAAGUGAAGAGCUGGCUGAAAGACCAGAAAGUGCAGGAAAUUUUUAUGCAAGGGCCCUACUCCUUGAAUGGCUACCGCGUGCGUGUGUACAGACAGGACUCAGCCACCCAGUGGUUCACUGGCAUCAUUACACACCACGACCUCUUCAGUCGAAACAUGGUCGUUAUGAAUGAUCAGGUGCUAGAACCUCAAAACGUGGAUCCAUCGAUGGUCCAGAUGACCUUUCUGGAUGACGUGGUCCACUCCCUGCUGAAAGGAGAAAAUAUUGGCAUCACAUCCAGACGAAGGUCACGGUCCAGCCAGAACAACAACACUGCCCACAUGGCAGGAGGGAGACCCGGCGGGACCACUGGCAACACUCAGAGUCAUUAUACGCGAGCCCAAGCCAACAGUCCGCGGCCCAUAAUGGUUUCAUCAGGCCCCAACCCAAAAGGUUCCCAGGGAAUGGUUUCUCAGCAGCAGAACCAAUCGCAGCAAAGCCAGCAGUCGGCCAGCCAGUCACACCACUCGCCUGGUGGCAGCGGACGGGAGCAGAGGGAACAGCGAAACGCUCGCUCUUCCAGGAGGAAAGGCUCUGACAGCAGCGUUCCAGAGGAGGACAAGGACAGGAGGGAGGAGCCCACAGGCAGAGAAUCAAAGUCCAAGGUGAAGCAGAUGGUGAACAAACGCAGGAAGGGCGAGGAGGAUGAAAAGAAGGCAGGUCUAAAGCGGCUGAAGACUGAAAUCACGUCGGAUAUGUCAGAGAGCAGUGAUUCAGAAAACCCACACAACAAGGGGACUGCCCACUCCUCAUCCUCCUCCUCCUCCUCCUCAUCUUCGUCGUCGUCCUCCUCCUCUUCCUCCUCGUCAGAACCCAACUCGGAGAAUGAACUAAAGACUCGUAACACUGACGUUAAACCGAGUGUCAUCUCAAAACUGGAGGACGAUGAAAAACAGUUGAUACAGGGCGCGAAAAUGAAUGACUCCUUGUCGCUCAUUGGUCGGCUGUCGCCGUGGGCGGAGCUUCAGGCAGCAGAGGAGAGCAAGAAGAGCGUAGUUAAGGAAACGAGCAAAAUGAUAAAAAAGGAGGAGGAGGAGUUGGUAGCGGUUACACAGAUUACCCAGUCUCCACGGCAACAGACACCUCUGAUGUCUGACGUCAUCCAGGGCGGCAUAAUGGAGAACAGUAAAAACACUGUGAAAGCGUCCCCUCGAUCCCAGACGCCGUCAUUCUCCCAUCUCCAUGGCAGUGGAGUCAUCGACAUCACCGAUGACGCUCAGGCAACAGUGCACCGUGAGAGCUCGGAGGCAGUGUCGGCGCUGCUGGCCUCCCAGAAUGCAGAGUCCACUGCUCUCUCACCCUAUCUCCCCCUCAAUCCUUCGCCGGUCUCCUCACCUCCCGUCCCGGCCUCCCCCUCGCCAUCAGAAGGAGGUCGCAGGACCGACACGGAGACUCCGGUACAGCAUCUACAGCAGCAGCAGCAGGAAGCUAUGGGUGCUGGCAUGGCGGCGGCCAGGAGCUCAGGCAACAAGGCAGAGUUUGCUCCCUCAGAGGUCAUCAGACCUGUCACAUCAAUCGCUGAUAAUGCGGUGCUGGUGGAGAAGGAAAAAACGGACCUUCCUCAUCAUCUUCUUCAACAUCUUCAGCAGCAACACGCACAACCACAACAACACUACUCAUCUAUCCACCCCAGUAUUAAGAACCUGGCUUCAUCUGAAGAAGCAAGAAAACACCCUCCGCAGCAAGCGUCCCCCCACAAGAUGAACACUGUCCUCCCUGCUGACCUAAGCAAAUCCAAAAUGAGUCCCAGCCCAAACUCCAACCCCUCUCAGCUUGACUCCCUGAAACAGAAACCCAGGCACCCCAACAACUCCCAGAGCCAUCUUUACCCCAGUUCAAAUCCAGGUGACCUUCUCAAAGCUAAACCCCACCCGGCCCUGCUGGACAUCGCCAAACCCAAACCCAACACCUCCCCAGAGGUCUCAAAACAUAAACUACCAAGGUACACCUCUCCACCGCCGACCGGCCCUUCUGCUAAAGCAGAAACACCAGAGCCGCGGUCCAGCUUCAAGCCUGUGCACGCUCGGUCGGAGGCUGGCGGAGUGGGUUCGAGCAGCACCAGCACAAAGAGUCCGCUGAUUAUAGAUAAGAACGAGACCUUCACCGUUUAUAGGGACCCGGCACUGGUCCGCUCUGAUGCAGAGAACUCGGCCUCUGUUACCGUCACCUCCAACCACGUGGCAGCCUAUCUCCAUCCACACCUGCACACCCUGCAUUCCCCAUCUCCCCACUCGCCUUGCCUCACCCCUUCAAGCCACGCCCACGCCACUUCCCACUUACUCGCUGCUUCCCACACCUCCGGCCUACCUCCACACCCUCACCUUUUGCCGCCGGGGGUGCUUUCGGCCAUGCCCCCUCCCUCGGCGUCUCUGCUUGGGGGCCAUCCUCGACUCGACUCCUCCAGCGGGCUGAGUCAUCUCACCUUGACGCACCCAGCGGCCACACACCAGCAGCAGUUCCUACAGGGUCAGGGCCCACCUCCACCAUCUCUACUAGCACAGGCUCACAGCGGGGCAGCAGGGCUUGGCCUGUACCCUAUUCUCUGGCAGUACCCCAAUGGAACACCACCCUCCUACCCUCCAGGACUCAACCUGUCUCCCGCAGCUAAAUGGGUCCACUCUGACAGUCCUGUCCCCUUAAAUUCAGAUUCCUCUCUAAGGAGGAACACAGCCAGUCCGUGGCUGCAUCAGGCUGCCGGGAGCGGUACUGGUGACAGUCUGGGUUUACUGAGCCACGUUCCGGUCCGGCCUGCCAGCGCUGACGCCCACCGCCCCCUGGUCAAGAUGAACACGCACACAAGCCCUCCACUGUCAAAGUCCAACAUGGAUGCUCAUAAAGACAGAGAGGUGGAUAAGAAAGGCUUUGUGGACCCGAUCAGGACACUGACGUUGGCUCACCUGAAACGGGAGCAGACGGACAGGAGUCGAACCCCUACAGGGAAAGACAUGCAUUUAAACCGACUGCUCUUAGACCCCCACAGCAAGAGUCGCCUGGCAAAUACUCAGGAUGCCGUUCAGGCAGCCGAGCGAGCGACUAAAUACAAAGAAGAAAAUCGUCAAAUCCUAAAGGAGAGCAUUGAAGUGGCUCCAUACACGGCCAAGAUCCAGCGCUCCAGUGACCCCGGGCUGGACAGGGACAGGGAACGGGAGAGAAACAGAGAGCCCACCUUCCCUGUCCGGAUACCGGCUCUCGCCUCCCCCAGCCCCAAGGCCAGCCACCCCCACCCCCACCCCCACGUCAUCCAGUCGGAAAAGAGCAACUACUACAUGACGCUGUCCAACAGCGUGGUGAAUGAGCCUCCGAGGCUGUACUCCUCCAAGGAACUCAGCUCUUUGUAUGAGAAAGUGUCUGCACCGGGUGUUGUGGCUGCGGUGCCCAGCCAGGGCCCACUUCCCCUGGGCAGCUACAGCUCCAAAACCUCCCUUUCUAAGCCCCCUCCCCUCAUUAAGCACCAGCCAGAGGGAGGAGAGGGUUUAGCAGGGAAAAUCACCGAGCAGCUGAGCCAACAGGUGACGUCGGUCCAGCAGCAUCAGCACCACACGGGUGCGGACAGAGUGGAACGCCGCAGCCCUGCCAUUUCUCCAUCCUCCAUCUCCUCAGCAACCAACCACCACCACCAUCACCACCACCACCCGCAGCAGCAACAGCAGCAGCAACACCAGCAUCGGGCUAUGCCGUCCCUCCACCGAGCGCCCGUCUUCCACCCCCCCACACAGCUGGCCCUGGAACGGAAAGAGGCGGCCGAGCGCGAGAAGGAAAGGGAAAAGGAGAGGGAGCGAGUGGGUUACGGGGGACGCCUGUCUCCGCCAACCCUCACACCCAUUCAGCCCGUUAGCUUAUUAGCCGCUGGUAGCAAAACGUCGGCGGAGCAGCAGAAACCUCCCACGCUGCUGCCUGAGCUCAGGGAUGUCAAAGGUCACGGAAACGCCGCCAUAGUCACGUCUGUGGCCUCUGCGGACGUCACGACUUCAUCAGCAGACGGGUGGAGAGCCGGGGAGGUGAUCCAGGAGAGACGGGGCUUGUACUCCGGGGACAAAGGAGUGCUGAGAGGAAAGCCCCAGGCAGCCAUGGCAUCGGUCAUUGUGCGUCCGUCGACAUACAUCAAGUACGACAACCCUAUCAGUUCUAACAAAUCUGGUGCUGUGGUCCAUAAGGAGCUCGCACAAGGAAGGUUUUACCCUUCCAAGCUUCAAGGGGAAUGUCCUAGGCUAGGAGAGAGUAUCAGAGAACCCGGAACAGGCAGGGUCAUCCAGCCUAACGUACACCUGGACGAUUCGUGUGUCCAGUAUAAAAGGAUUUCUGAGAAUGUGUGCAGCAUACAGGGGACUCUCGGAGCCAGUCCCACGAACUCUGUGUGCAGAACUGCAGUUUCGGCCCCAUCAGCGUUUGCCAAGCAGAGUAAAAGUGGGACGGCCACUCCAGAGCUGGGCUACUCAUUCCUAGCUUGGGGCGAGAUCGCAGGCCAUAAAGCUGCGAGCGGUAACCGGGGGCUGAGUCAUUCAGGACCGGGAGAGCAGGAGGGCUAUAGCUCACGCACCACAUCACCAGGAGGGUCGUUGCCACCCCCUAGUCCAUCAGGGACCCCCUACCCCAGUCCGUGUCUCACUCCCACACCUGGCUCUGUUUCUGGCUCCGGCCAGCCUUUCUCUUCUUCCUUCGUUCACCUCAAGAAGCACAAAGCUGCACUGGCUGCAGCUCAGUCCAGAAGCACCCCUGCUCCCACACCCAUCACAUCUGGGACCUCCUCCUUGACGGUGGAUUCAAUUCACACAUCUCCACCUUUACCCACCUGCAGCCAAGCCUCCGUGUCCCUGGUAGACAGUAGUAGCAGUGCCUCUUCAAGUGGGACCACAACAUCAGGCAAGUCCAGUCCCCUGCCGAACGGUCAGCCUUUGGGUUCGGUCUCGACGAACAGCAGUCAGCCCAUCAACUAUCACAAGUUGAAGAAAGCCUGGUUGACCCGCCAUUCAGAGGAGGACAGGAACACAACUGCUACCAUAAUCUCCACCAGUAUAAAACCAGAGAAACCACCUAGCACCACCACCACCAGCAUAAACAACACAAGUAACACAACAGCCAUGUCAGAAAUGAUCAAGCCCUGUACAGUCAACCUCAGCGCCUCCACCUCCAGCGAGGUGGAAAUGAGCAAAGAGACUUGCAGCAAAGGUGAGAGAGAGAAGCAGCCAGAAGAAAAGGUCGGGGGAGCGGCGGCAGCGGCAGCAGCAGGAGGAGGAGGAGGAGGAGCGGGAGGAGGUGGGGAGGAAAGGAAGGCAGCUGCUGAAUCCAGAAGAGGGAACAAGCGGCCGUACGAGUCCGGGUCAGAGAGCGGCGGCGACUACUCUGACACCAGCGAGAGCAAGAUGGAGGGACGGGCCAAGCGCCAGCCCAAACCCACCUACAAGAAGAAGCAGAAUGACAUGGCCAAGCGGAAAGGGGACAAUGAAAAGGAUGACGACGACGUCAAGCCCAAUGGAAUCUUCAGAUCCGCUCGUGAGAAGACCAAACUGAAGCUGGCCAGCAGCAACGGAAUACCGCGCUCGGUGCUGAAGGACUGGAGGAAGGUCAAGAAGCUGAAGCAGACGGGGGAGUCCUUCCUGCAGGACGACUCGUGCUCGGAGAUCGGGCCCAACCUGCAGAAGUGUCGCGAGUGCCGGGCCGUUCGCAGCAAGAAGGGCGAGGAGCCGACCCACUCCCCCGUCUUCUGCCGCUUCUACUAUUUUAGACGUCUUUCCUAUAGUAAAAAUGGAGUCAUCCGCAUGGAUGGCUUCUCCACUCCGGACCAGUAUGAUGAUGAGGCCCUGGCUCUUUGGGUCCCAGGGGUGAUGGAGGAGAGAACCCUGGACCAAACCACAGCAAAGUACAUCCUAAGCUUCAUUGGAGACAAGUUUUGCCAGAUGGUUAUGACCGAGAACACUGCAGCUUCGUGGGUGAAGAAGGACGCCAAGCUUGCGUGGAAGCGAGCAGUGAGGGGGGUGAGGGAGAUGUGUGACGCCUGCGAGGCAACGCUCUUCAACAUCCACUGGGUCUGUCAGAAGUGUGGCUUUGUGGUCUGCCUUGACUGCUACAAGGCCAAGGAAAGAAGGAGCUCCAAAGAUAAAGAACUGUAUGGUUGGCUGAAAUGUGUGAAAGGACAACCCCAUGAUCACAAACACCUGAUGCCAACGCAGAUCGUACCGGGCACAGUUCUGUCAGAGCUGGUGACCUCCAUGCACUCUCUGCGUGAGAAACACAACAUCUCCUCCCACUGUGUCUGCACGAACAAGCAGAACUUCAUCACCAAACUACCAGCGACCAAUGGAGUCUCACAGGUUCUCCAGAAUGUCCUGAACCGCAGUAACAAGCUGUCCCUUGUGAAAGCUGAGCCAGGCUCACUGCAGAACUCAGAUCAAGGAGGAACCAAGGCAGAAACCAACGGCGGUGGCGGCUGUGGAGGCUGCAGUCCAGGCAGCGACGGAGAAGGCGCUCCUGUCACCCCGCCAGAGUCCCAGUCGCCUCUCCACUUCCUGGCCGACCUGGCGGAACAGAAAUCCAGGGAGGAAAAGAAAGAAAACAAGGAGUCAGUGUUGCUGGGCAAGCCACUAAAGGAAGACAAAGAGGGCGACAGCCUGGAGGUCCUACAGCAGUGUAAAACCACCUCGCUGGUAGCGAACAGUGCAGAACAGGGCUCCACACUCAGAGACCUGCUCACCACCACAGCAGGAAAGCUCAAACUGGGCUCCACUGAUGCAGGAAUAGCUUUUGCCCCAGUCUACUCUACUGCUUCACAGCCUAGAAAAGGUGGUCGGACCAUGCCUAAUAUUCUCGAUGACAUCAUCGCUUCAGUAGUUGAGAAUAAAAUCCCCGCCAGCCGCCAGAGCAUCACUAGCAAGUUGUCAAUUAGACAAGAGCCUGUCACUCCAGGUGGCAACACCACCACUACCACCGCCACCACCAACAGCACCCCCCCAGCUGGUACCGAGGAUGCCAAACCCGACAGGAAGAAGCCUGCACCGGUUCCGUCGGCCGUGUCGGAGGAAACAACCAAUCAGUACCCAGACAUUCCCCACUGCUGGCUGAAUGGCAAACAGCUGCUGUGGCUCAAAGACCACCGCAACCAGAGCAACUGGAAGCUGUUCAGAGAGUGCUGGAAGCAGGGGCAGCCCGUGCUGGUGUCCGGGAUCCACAAGCGGCUGAACGCUGGUCUGUGGAAAGCCGACUCGUUCAACCAGGAGUUCGCCGACCAUCAAGGCGACCUGCUCAACUGCAAAGACCAGGUUUUAUCCAACUCUGGGAUCAAGGAGUUUUGGGAUGGAUUUGAGGACAUCACAAAGCGACCUAAGUCCAAGGAUGGAGAACCUAUGGUCUACAGACUGAAGGACUGGCCGUCUGGAGAGGAGUUCAUGGCCCUCAUGCCCUCAAGAUACGAUGACCUGAUGAAGAACCUACCUGUGCCAGAGUACUCUGAUCCAGAGGGGAGCCUGAACCUGGCCUCCCACUUGCCAUCGUUCUUCGUCAGGCCCGAUCUGGGGCCGAGGCUUUGCUGUGCCUACGGUGUGGCUGCUUCUCAGGACCAGGACUUUGGGACUGCCAGCCUUCACGUGGAGGUCUCUGAUGUGGUCUCUGUUCUGGUCUACGUUGGAAUAGCCAAAGGCAACGGAGUCCUGUCCAAAACUGGAGUCUUGAAGCGUCUGGAGGAGGAGGAUCUAGAUGAGGGCGUUCGAAGGAGACUCAAAGACUCCAGUGAGACGCCGGGGGCGCUGUGGCACAUCUACUUCAACAGGGAUAUGGUUAAAGUCAAAGAGUUCCUGCUCAAGCUUUGUAAGGAGCGGGGUUUGGAUGUGUCUGUGGACCAGGACCCGAUCCGAGACCAUCCCUGGUACCUGAGCAGGAAGCAGCGCCAGCGGCUGCUGGAUGAGCACGGAGUCCAGGGCUGGACUGUCGUUCAGUUCCUGGGAGACUCUGUUCUUAUACCGGCCGGUUCCAUGUACCAAGUCCAGAACCUCCACAGCUGCGUCCAAGUCAUCAACGACUUUGUGUCGCCUGAGCACGUGGCCAACUCCUUCCAGCUGACCCAGGAGCUGCGGCCCAGCAAGGAGGAGGUCAACUACGAGGAUAAACUCCAGGUGAAGAACAUCCUGUACCAUUGUGUGAAGGAGGCGGUGAGCUCCCUGAAGAGAAGCUCCUCUGAGGAGGAUGAGGAGGAGGAGAACUCAUGACAUCCCCUCUGCCUCGCUGCGCCUUCUACGCAGGGACCCGUCUCCCACCACGUCCUCCACUUCACACGGACGACUGUGUUACGUGACCGUGACGUCGUGGACUCAGGUGGGGGGGGGUGACGGUGCACUGACGGUAACCCUCAGCCACCGUCGGUGUUUUCCCGACUCCACAACAGCGAGGACGGGCGGUGAGGGAGCGAGAGGACGCCUUAUGAAGCCACCGCGCCACAGCGACGGAGGCUCGGCCGCGACGACGACACGCACACCCAGGCCUCGCACCCUCCAGACGCGCUGAAUACAGCAUCACCAGCAGACAACUGCUAAACUGUCACACGUGACGUUUUAAAAAUAAAGAAAAAAGACAAAAAAAAUGCAAGUUUCAGGGAGCAGCGUCUGCCCAGGUGCUCCCUCGUUUGUUGUUCCUUCUGUAUUCGUCCGUUUCCUUCUGUUCUUCUUCUCUCUGUCUGUUGCUGUGCUUCGAUUUCUUUUUCACAACCGUGUUUGGUUUUUCUCUGUGAAGUUGUAUUUAUUUUAAAGCUAUAUGAUGAUGCAGUGUUAGCAUUGCUGUAAAUGUGACUUGUACAGUUUAACACAUUUUUUUUUUUGGUUUCCAGUUGUAAUACGGCUCUACUGUGACCGAGGACACACACACACACACACACACACACACACGCACGCCAGCUAAUGCCUGUAAAUUUGGGAACUAUUACUGCUCUAACGUCCUCAUGCCAUAAAUACAUUUUUUAAAUGAACUGCCAAACUAUUGUAAAAAGUGUGUACAGUCGUAUUAUGUAAAAACAAACAAAAUGGCUUCUACACUUCAGCAUUUUAUGACAGAGUAUUGGCUGUAAAAUGUAGACCUUUACAAAAAAAGAUGUAAUUUAUUUAAGAAUGAAUUGUCUUGUUUUUGUUUUGUUAAGAUUUACUAUGGUGAACUUUUGAAGUUAAGAUAAAAUAAUGACGAAUUUAAAUAUAAAGUGUAAAUAUAUACAUAUAUACAUUCACUGAGGUAUUUUUUUAAAACAUGGCUUGCUUCAAUUUCAAAUUUUAAAGCGCAAGUGUUACCAUGCUUUGUACAUUGAAGUUCAAAAAGGGUUUUACAGUUUCCAUUAAAAUGGAUUUAUCAAACA